AUGUCAGGGGUAAAGCUUUGUGACGAAUGGAAUAUCCUAGUUUCAGACCCUCAAAAGCAACGUGGCGUUAGGUCCUCAGCAUCUUCUUCAUCAUUUGUUACAUAUCAAAUCUCAUUGAAAGCAAUAGGUUCUAAGGCUACGGGGAGUGAUAGCGAUGAUAAUAUCACUGUUGUAUAUAGACGGUACAGUGAUUUUGUCCUUUUACACCAGGUAUUGGUAAGUGAUCAUACCGCAUGCAUUGUUCCACCUUUGCCGGACAAAAAGGUGUUGAAUUACAUUGCAGGUGAUCGGUUUAGUCAAGCUUUUACUCAGAAACGUUGUCAUAGUCUGCAAAACUUUCUCCAGAGAUUAGGCCAGCACCCUAAAUUAUCUCAAUCGAAGAUAUUUUACAUAUUUUUGACGAGUCCUGAUUGGGAUACCUAUCGUAGGAAUUUGGCAGGUGUCGGCAGUACCAGUAAUAAGGAAGAAGUAAGUGAGGUUAUUAUGAAUGCUUUUAAAUCUGUGCAUAACCAAAGUGACGAAUUUGCCGAGAUCAAGGAACGUAGUGAUAAACUUGACCACAAUGUCACGAAAAUAGAUAAGCUGUUCCAUCGCGUUGUGAAGAAGCAGGAAAGCAUCGCGGAAGACUACAGCAGAUUAGGAAACAGCUUGCUGGCUCUACAGGAACUUUCUCUUUCUCCUUCGGAAGCCAAUGGCUACAAUCCAAACGCCCUGGGGGAGAAGAUCAAGAUCUUUAACGAGGGAAUGAGUCAGAUGUCUUAUAGUCUUCGCGACUUGAGCAAAUACAUAGAGUACGAGUAUAUUGUUGACUUGAGGGAUAUGGAGCAUUAUAUUGAUUCGGUAAAACAAAUGAUUAAGCUAAAGGACCAAAAACAAAUUGACUAUGAAGAGCUAAGCGAGUACCUAGCAAGAUCAGUAAAUGAAAAGAACAACCUUAUUUCGGGGUAUGGAAGUGGUAGUAACUUUUUCAAGAGUAAGCUUGAGGAGCUUGCUGGCAUAAAUCAAGAGGCUGCCCGCAGGGAAAAGAUCUAUAAGUUGGAAUCAAAGGUGCAAUCCCUUACACUAGAGGUCUCUAGGGCAAAAGUUGUCGCCGAUGCAUUUGAAAAGGAGGCCCUUAAGGAGGUCGAUGUUUUCGAACAAAUAAAAACUCGGGAAUUAAAGAAAUCAUUAACAAUGCUGGCGGAUCAUCAUAUUGGGUUUUAUGAGAAGAUGGUUAACACUUGGUCUAAAAUAGAAGAAGCAUUAUGA
Eremothecium sinecaudum is the source of this 1248-nucleotide messenger RNA. It is a transcript of the gene SNX4, whose product is annotated as Snx4p. The transcript has a single exon. Bases 1 to 1248 code for a protein of 415 amino acids. The record is from RefSeq and is a predicted model, not a curated record. Lineage: Eukaryota; Fungi; Ascomycota; Saccharomycetes; Saccharomycetales; Saccharomycetaceae. Gene Ontology annotation, cellular component: phagophore assembly site. Gene Ontology annotation, biological process: cytoplasm to vacuole targeting by the Cvt pathway; autophagy. Gene Ontology annotation, molecular function: phosphatidylinositol binding.